This is a messenger RNA of Yamadazyma tenuis ATCC 10573, 1406 nucleotides long. NCBI's taxonomy places the organism in Eukaryota, Fungi, Ascomycota, Pichiomycetes, Serinales, Debaryomycetaceae. The record is from RefSeq and is a predicted model, not a curated record.
CACGACUUGUUUUGUGGACCAAACGGCUUCUUCUAAUGACAGAUGCAAUCUCUUAUAAAUGAUCGCAAAGUUGGCCAGAUAAGCCCGGGAGAGUUUUGUCGCACCUUGACCGAGUCAGGGUAUUCUGCUUUGGCUCAGAACUGCUUCCAAAAUGUCUUCCCCAUCAACUGCCACAAUAAUGCGGCGGUCAACAGCUUAUCUCUAGAGACUCAGGAUUUCCAGUUUUUGUUGAGUGGGUGUGCCGAUUCUUCCAUCAAGUUGUGGGACUUACACUUCCAGGAACAGCUACUGUCGCAGAAUGACGUGGAUGACGAAUUGCCCGACUAUGAUAAUCCUGUUCGAGUGUUUAAAAAUAUUGCAACUGUUCCUCGUAAAUCGUAUCAUGAUUUUGGUGUUUCUUGUAUUCAAUGGUGGCCGGUUGAUACCGGGAUGUUUGUGCUGGGCUCCUUUGACCAUACCAUCAAAGUAUGGGAUACUAAUGAGUUGAGUGUGGCGUAUGAAUUCAAUCUCAAUAACCGUGUGUAUUCCUUUGACACAAACUAUGAGAAUACCUUGAUAGCAACCGCCAGUGAUCAGCCCUUUAUACGGCUUCUUGAUCUCCGGUCUGCCUCCAGUGCCCAUACACUCACCGGCCACAAGGAAAAGACUCUUUGUGUCAAAUGGCACCCUAGAAACCCCAAUCUCCUCGCAUCAGGAGGAUUCGAUGGAGAAGUCAAAGUAUGGGAUAUCCGAAGAAGCACCGCAUGUUUGUGUCGACUUGAUAUGCUACGGACCAGCUCCUCUGUGCAGGCGAAGGGGAAUUUGUCCAGAGACUCGGUGAAAGCACACCUGGCUCCUGUCAAUGGUUUGGUGUGGGACCCAUUGGGUACUACUCUUUUCAGUGCCGGUAAUGACGAUAGAAUCAGGGUGUGGGAUAUGCUCUCAUUUACGUAUCCACCUGUCAAUAAGCUCACGAGUUUCGGGCCUCUCAUGAGAAACAAAUAUCUUCAAACCAUUCCCAUAACAUUGAACUACAGAUAUGAGAGCGAAUUGCAGCAUUUAAUCUUUCCUAGUGAUAACAGUGAUAUAUUUGUGUUCCGAACCAUUGACGGCAAACUAGUCAAGCGACUCAAUCGUAAAGGAUCCAAGAAUAUUGGCAGAACCUGUUCCAUUGCAAUGGGUGCACCAUUUCUGAAUAGGUUCUAUUGUGGAACCAUAGAUGGUGAGAUCCUAGCCUUUUCCCCCAUUCUAAAUACUGUGAAGAAGAGCGACAUUAUAGACCAAACAUAUGUGCUCCACCAAGCUCAGAUUCAUGGUGCCUCCCUUUCUGUGGGUUCCGAUGACGAACUUAUCAAAAAAGCCAGACUCGCUGUCAAGUCAGGCAAUUCUCUAGAUAUAGACAAGCUAUAAUGAUUUACGACAAUUUU